GCGGUGCGGAGCUCGGUCCGCCACAGCUCCCAAUUUACAAAAGCAGCACCAUGCUCUCGUCCUCUGCUGUGCGGCCACUCGCGCGCGCCAGCCAGACUACGGUGGAGCUUCCCAAAUUAAGGAUCUCAAUGGAGGCGGGUCGUCAACAGCAAGACACCAGUCUCGGCUACGACAAUACUUGUACGCGUUCCGGUGGGUACCACGCCGCAACGCCAGGUCCAGUAAAGACCGAGGCCCCGAGCGGGGCCAUCGUGUUGUCCCCACACGGUCCAAAUACACGUUCGCCGUCCUCACCGUCCUCGUUCUUCACUCAAUCUGAGAUCGCCAAGCUCGGCUUGACGCCCCUACUCGAAGCCGCUGAGCAAGUACGCUCGUCGACCACUGAGACUUCACCGACGCUCUACGGCCGCUCCAGCCCGCUCAAGCGCGAGCUCCCGCUGCAGCAGGCACUGCCAUCUAUCAUGGACGCCAUGGGUGGUUACCCGCUCGAGACCUCGUUAAUGCCCAAGCGCGCUCGCAUCGGUUCGGAUGUCGGCCUCGACAUGCAGACUUCGUACAGUCUGCUUGGCCAUAUGCCGCGCCAAGCCAUGAUCUACACAUCGUCCACCCCUCACCAACAGCAGCAGCCAAUCUACCAUCAACAGCACGUCGCUUCGUACGUACCGACUUCAGAAACGCUGAGCCACGGCAACGCUGGAUCAAGCUCUUCAGCACCGCCCACGUACUCGGGUGCUUCGGUCUGGGAGUCCGUACUCACCACCGGCAAGUUUCCGAUGGACAUUUGCCUCAGCGAGAACGGUAGUGCGUCUCCAACAGCUCCCUUAACCUCCAAUCAUAUCCGUUCUAAAAGUGAAGACGCCGCUGACACAACUGGAGCGGAUGCCUCUGGAGAGCUAAAACAAGGUCGAUGGUCGGAUGACGAAAAGGAAUACGCAAACGCUCUCAUCCAAGCUGUGCAGAGAGGAGACGUAUCGCUGCCGCCAAACGUCUCCCUGCGAAAAUUCGUUGCCGACAACUUGCAGUGCAAGGCAAUGCGUGUCAGUAAGAAGUUUCGCAGUCUGGGUGCAAGUCCUCACGGUUCACCUAACCAAGAAGACGAACCGGCAACCCCGCGGUGCGAGUCAUUCAACCCACUCAGUCUAAAGUCGAUCAUGAACAACGAGUCAAGCUCGCCGUCCUCCGAUGUACUUGAAGUGGCGGAGACUAUUCCCAACUCGAACCUAAUCCGCCAGAGCCCCACCAGCAAUAGUACCGGCGCAAAGAAGAAACCGGCCCAGCGAGUGCUGAAGCGGUCAGACUAUUCCCAAUACGGAAUGGUGCGCAGCGGGCGGUGGUCGGUAGAGGAGGAGAACUACGCCAAGGCGAUGAUUGAGGCGUUUAAGGCGGGCUAUCUGCCACUGCAUGGCAAUGUGUCCCUGCGCAAGUUCCUGUCCGAGGUCCUCGUGUGCCACCCGAUGCGCAUCAGCAAAAAGUUUGUCGGUUACGUUCGCAAAUAUCACUGGUACCGCAUCGCUGCUGGCAAAUGCGAUCCGGAAGCCAAGCGCCAGGCACUGUACCAGCUGAGCCACCUGGAACGCGUCUUCUGGUCGUCGCUGCAGCAGAACAGCGAGUGGUCUACCGGACUCCGUCGCGACGACUAAAGAGACGACUAAGUAGCAGCCAAACCUCGCCAAGUGUGGCGGGCGUAUUUAACGAGCGAGACCGAUUGAAGGCAGCGUGAAAAGGCGCCCAUGUAAGGUAGUUAAGUUAGUGGUAGCGUCGACAACGACAGUCAGUGUAUGCGUGCAUUUGCCCAUGUCUGUCAAUUUGAAUUGUUUUUUCU
Molecule: messenger RNA, 1822 nt
Organism: Phytophthora infestans T30-4
Lineage: Eukaryota; Oomycota; Peronosporomycetes; Peronosporales; Peronosporaceae
Exons: 2
Coding region: 51-1640 (529 amino acids)
Source: RefSeq, a predicted model, not a curated record